AUGCUUCUACCGCUGCUAGUCAGCGUACUGCUUUUUCGAAAUGCGAUUGCAUUUCUCCCAUUCUUCAAUGAAGAUGACUUGAAAUAUACAUUUGGAGUUGAGACUCAUGCGAAAGUCCCAUCGCACGAGGAGAUCGAUCCAAUGCCGUAUUAUCAUUUAAAUGGAAGCUUGCACAAACUGGAAUUUACGGCAUUUGAUAAGAUGUACAAUUUGACCCUUACACCGACUCUCGCAAAAUUGCUCUCAUCUGGAGUGACGAUUGUGAAGAAGAACGAGAAGAAGGGAGGAUCGUUGGACUUCGGAUCAACACUUGACAGCUGCCAUUACCAUCAUUACGGCGAGAAAGUGUACGCUGCUAUCAGUAACUGUGAUGGCAGAAUUAAAGGGACAGUUAUCGACGAUGGCGAAGUUAUCGUAAUCCACCCAUUUCCGGAUCACCAUGCUCAUCGAUCAAAACGAGCCACUGAGAAUGGAGCCCAUGUGGUGUACAAAAGAGAAACGCUAGCAGGAGAGCCAAAAGAUUUUUGUGGUCUUGAUAACGUUGUGACCGAGGAGUCUUUGUGCGAUUUUCGAAGAUGUCUUUGUCACUGGACAGCGAUUGACUCAACAGUCAGAUCUUAUUGUAAGUUAGCAGUCAUUUUCAAUAGAACAAAACAUUUGUUACAGGUCGAACUGGCUGUGUUUGUGGAUGAAAAUCUGUGGAGACACUUCAGCAGCAAACACGGAGGAAUGGCAGAUCGAAAGCUUCAAGAUUACACUCUCACUCUUCUCAACAACAUUCAGAUCAUGUACUAUCAGCCAACAGCAAGUCCUCCACUCACUUUCCGAGUCAUUCGAUAUGAAGUGCUUACAAGGCAACCAUCCGCUCUUGCUGGCUACCUUCACAAUCAUGGAAACGCUCAAAUGUACUUGGAUCGUUUCUGCAGAUACCAGCGAAAUCUGGCUGUCCGUGAUUGGGAUCAUGCUAUUAUGCUAACUGGUUACGACAUCCAUCGCGGUGCUGGAUCUCGUUCAAUUUCCGGGAUCGCUCGUCUCGAUGGAAUGUGUGAUCCAUGGAAUACGUGUACUUUGGCCGAAGGAUUGGAUUUCACAUCUGCGUUCAUUGGUACCCAUGAACUUGGGCACAGCGUUGGAAUGAGACACGAUGAGCCAUACUGUCCCUCGAAACACAUUAUGUCAUCGUCACUGGGUCCCGGAAAGGUCACGUGGUCAACUUGUUCGCUGAGAGAUUACCAUCAGUUCCUGCAACGACUUGAUGGACGCGGAAAAAACUGUCUCCGCGUGUCAAAUAUGCCGAAUAAGUUGGAAAUCUCGUCCAACGUAAAACCCGGUCAAAUCUAUGAUGCGAAUCUUCAAUGCGAACUGAUGCAUGGAAACGGAUAUCAGCAGGUCACACCUCGUCAAGACUCGUAUGAUGGCAUUUGCUACAUGAUGUGGUGUGGACAGUCGUCGUUCGGCAGAAUUAUUACCUCGCAUCCGGCGCUAGAAGGAACUUUCUGUGGACCAAGCAAGUGGUGUCAACUCGGAAGAUGUGUACCAUGGACCGGAACCAACGAAAUUCAGCCACCAGUUCAACACGUCGCUCCUGUCACCACUACCCUUCCAUCCAGAAUCGACGGUUCCUGGUCUGGGUGGGGAGCCACUAUCUGCUCCCAAUGUACAUGCAAUGGAAUUUUGGGAUCUGUUGGUCUUUCGAUUUCUCGCAGAACAUGCUCGUCUCCAUACCCAGCCAACGGCGGAAGCGAUUGCAUUGGUUCGAAUUCUCGAGCAGUUCUUUGUUCUCGUCAGUGCGGUCGUGCCACCAAGUCUGUCGAUGAGUAUAUUAGCGACAAGUGUAUGGAACAGAAACGUCUGAAGAACGACCGCGAACUAACUGGAAAAGGUAGUCAACUCAACCGUUUCCCGCAACGAGCAUGCAAAGUGUUCUGCGAUGUUCAACAACACUACGGAAGUCAACGCAAUUACCGAUUCUUUGGUGACAACCUUCCGGAUGGUACCAGUUGUGGAUACGAUAGAUAUUGUCUUGACGGAGAGUGCUUGGCAUUGUCUUGUAACAACAAUGCUCUUGUGAGCCGAGACCAAUCUUGCCCAUCUGAAACUUGUCCAAUCACUGACCAAUCAUCUUCUUUGUACCGUGGAAUAUGGUCUACUUGGAGUCUCUGGACGAGUUGUUCGGCUACUUGUGGAGGUGGAUAUAGGAAGCGUAACCGCGCCUGCUCCAUCAACGGACAGUGUGAAGGAAGUGAAGAUGAAACCGAGAUUUGCAACUCCGACGCAUGCCCAUCUGUUCUUCGUACCGGAAACGAAUGGAGUACCUGGACCGAGUGGAACCAUUGCUCAGUCUCAUGCGGUCGCGGAUCCCAAGCUAGAUACCGCAAGUGUCUCAGUCCGCACCGUACCUUAGCAUUCGACUGCCCUGGUGAGAACAAAGUCACCGACGAGCUACGCAUCACGUUCUUUAAAGGUUUACUAACAAUUUCUAAUACAACUUUUUCGUUCCCUGUUAUUUUUGAAUAUUUUUCAGAGAAAAACAUCGAAGUCCGCUCUUGCGACAAUGGGCCAUGCAAUGCUAUUGGUGUUUGGGGAACUUGGGGAUCAUGGAGCACUUGCUCCACAUCUUGUGGACCUGGUACUCUUGUCAGACAGAGAACUUGUAACAGAGAACCAUGUGACGGAUCAGCUCACGAACGCAGAUCUUGCAACGUAGCCACAUGCCAAAACGACGGAGUAUGGUCUCUCUGGAAUGAGUGGUCGGAUUGUAGCAGAGUGUGCGGGAAAGGGCUCAGAAGUAGAAGCAGAUCAUGCUUCGGAAGUGGAUGUUUGGGAGCAAGUUCUGAGCAACAGUUCUGUAAUGAGCAAGCUUGUGCUACAUCGAAUGCAAAUGAUUGGGGAAUGUGGUCGGCGUGGUCUCAAUGCUCGGUAACAUGUGGCGCCGGAGUGAAGAGGAGGACGAGGACGUGCCGAACUGGUAACUGUCCUGGAAACUAUAAGGAGUCGGCUAUUUGUAACGAUAGGGAUUGUGAGAAUAGGAAUGCUGCCUGGGGAGGAUGGGGAUACUGGUCAUCGUGCAGUGAAACUUGUGGUGAUGGCGUUCGUAAACGUGUCCGAAAGUGCUAUGGUAGCGGAAAUUGCGAUGGACAGCAAUAUGAAAAACAGUACUGUAAUCUAAGGACAUGCGACUUCCGAAGAAAGUUCUAG
Caenorhabditis briggsae is the source of this 3198-nucleotide messenger RNA. RefSeq names its product Protein CBR-ADT-2 (gene Cbr-adt-2). The record is from RefSeq and is a predicted model, not a curated record. Gene Ontology annotation, cellular component: extracellular matrix. The transcript is spliced from 17 exons. Gene Ontology annotation, molecular function: metalloendopeptidase activity. Gene Ontology annotation, biological process: proteolysis; extracellular matrix organization. The coding region runs from base 1 to 3198 and encodes 1065 amino acids. NCBI's taxonomy places the organism in Eukaryota, Metazoa, Nematoda, Chromadorea, Rhabditida, Rhabditidae.